This is a messenger RNA of Boleophthalmus pectinirostris (great blue-spotted mudskipper), 2136 nucleotides long. It is a transcript of the gene baiap2l1b, whose product is annotated as BAR/IMD domain containing adaptor protein 2 like 1b. Gene Ontology annotation, molecular function: protein binding. Gene Ontology annotation, biological process: positive regulation of actin filament polymerization; plasma membrane organization; actin filament bundle assembly. The record is from RefSeq and is a predicted model, not a curated record. Gene Ontology annotation, cellular component: cytosol; nucleoplasm. The transcript has 14 exons. Lineage: Eukaryota; Metazoa; Chordata; Actinopteri; Gobiiformes; Gobiidae. The coding region runs from base 235 to 1752 and encodes 505 amino acids.
UUUGCCAGGACUGCGGCAACAGGCUGACGCACUCUCACUCACUUUUAGUCACCUGUUAUUUACUGGAUACAUGCUGGUUUUGCGUCUUCUCCUGGCUAUGGGGAACUGUCGGAAUCCACUAUUGUAAUCUCUUUCCUGCUGGUUGAAAAUUGGAGUUUCUAGUUUUGUUUGUUUCUUUUUUUUUUUUUUUUUGUACAACUUUUACCAGUGGAAGUCGCGGAUAAAAGCGUCAAGAUGUCAAAAAGCGCCACGGAGGAGGUGAACAAGCUCACAGAAAGUACAUACAAGAAUGUCAUGGAACAGUUCAACCCAGGGCUGAGGAAUCUGAUCAACCUGGGCAAAAACUAUGAAAAAGCUGUGGCUGCCAUGAUUCUGGCAGGGAAGUUGUAUUUUGAUGCCGUGUCAAAGAUUGGAGAGAAUGCUGCAACAUCCCCAGUCUCCAGAGAACUGGGUGUGGUUUUGAUGGAAAUCUCAGAGGUUCAUCGUAAAGUUCAUUAUGAGCUGGAGGAAAAUUUUAAAAGGUUUCACCGGGAGAUAGUCGCUGAGCUGGAGAAAAAAACAGACAUGGAUGUCAAAUACAUGACAGCCACCUACAAGAGGUAUCAAAUGGAGCACAAGAUGAAGCAGGAUUCUGUGGAGAAGUCACAGUCAGACUUGAAGAAACUAAGAAGAAAAAGCCAAGGCAAGAAUGCCAACAAGUACGAAAACAAAGAGAGUGAGGUCCUGGAGACCUUGACGACACGUCAGAUGGACAUGCAGUUGUUCAUUGCUGAUGGCUGCAAAGAGGCCUUACUGGAGGAGAAAAGGCGCUUUUGUUUUCUAGUGGACAAACACUGCAUGCUCUCCUACCAAACUGCUGCUUUUCAUGACAAGGCCAAGGAUAUUCUCAAAUCAAAGAUCAGCUCCUGGCAGGAUCAGUGCAAUGAUGCGACGGACGUGCCAGACAGUGUGCUGACCAUGAUCGAAUCUCUGCGUGCUCCAGUGUCCAUCACGCCAAUGCCCUCGCCCUCCCCCUCCCGCCACAGUGUGAACAUAUCGGAUCCACCUGCUCCCAUGAAAAAGGCUCACACUAGUCCACUUGCAAAUCUGUUUGAACAAGGAAGUCAGGAACCAGUUUCAGAUUAUGGUAACGGUGAUGAUGCAGGCCUCUCCAGGUCUGUGUCUGUAGCCACCGGUCUGAACAAUGUGGUGAAACGGCCUCGAGUCCGGACCAUCUUCCCACACAGUGCCGGCAACAACAGCACCCUGAUCAGCUUUGACGAGGGAGACGUUAUAGUUCUGCUGAUCCCUGAAGAGAGAGACGGAUGGAUGUACGGAGAGCUGGAGAAAAAUGGAAAGAGGGGCUGGUUCCCUUCGUCCUACUGCCGAGCACUCACAGAGCCUCUGGUGAACAACAACAGUGUCUCAGCAGCCCCAUACCGAAGCAGAAGUGUUGUCAACCUUCAUCAUCAAGACACAGAGACAGAUGAGGCGACCAUGGUGCUGCCCCCAGCCGACUAUUCUGCUGUGUCGUAUCAAAACCUGGUCAAAAGUAGUAUGACGUCAUCUGUCUACACAGUCUCUAAUGAUCACCACCAGCCCUCACCCACGCCCUCUGCCGCCUCAUCCUCCUCAUCUGACCCCAAUACGCCAGCACAGCCAAAUGGCACCUCCAGACCUGCACCUGCUCCUUAUCUAGCAGGAGGAAACCCUUUUGCCACAGUCCGGCUACGUCCCACUGUCACCAAUGACCGCUCUGCACCAGUUAUUUGAUGAGGCUCCACUUUUGUGUCUCCCACUCGCUUGUUAAUCCAAACUGCUGGAAUCAGGCUUUGUGGUUCAGAAACAUUUGGUCUGGAUUAAACUGAACUUUUCCAGCACUGACUUGAAAAAUGCCAUUGGAUUAUAGGAUAUCCUUGUGACUGCAAACUCUCAAAACCAUUUUAUUAUGAUACCCUUAUAUUUAAGCUGUAUUUUAUAUCUAUGUUCAGUCUUUUGUUUGUGGUGGUGAUGACGACAUGGAAGUGACCACAUUUGUACCUGCACUUGACAAGUUUAAUAAAUAUGGUCAUAAAAUAUUUGUGUUGCAUUGCAUAGAGAAUGUUACAGAUUGUUAUUGUUGCCAUAGGACAGUAGAUUAAUGUACUGUUGAACACU